AGGUAGGAGGCGUGUCAGUGGCGUAACCCAAAAUAAUGGCGACUGAUGAAUGCAAUUAAGCCUUUUGUGCUCAGUUUCUCUGUCUUUUUACUAAUACCGAGUUGGAUAAAUAAAGAAACGAUAACAGAGUAAAAUAAACUGCAACAUCGUAGUUGAAUUCUUAAUUUCGAACCCUGAUAUGAUUGUUUAUUAAAUACGUACAAUAACAUUAUAACAUGUCUGUGAAAGCUUUCGAGCUAGUUUCCGCUUUGGAGCGGAUCAAAUUGAUGUCAGACAAAGCCAAGACCCAGAUUGAAUGCAUUGAAGUCUGUGGAAAAAAUCUAUAUAUUGGUACAAGUGAUUGCUUCAUCAUUCAUUACAUCCUCCAAGAAUCUACUGCAUCAUCAAGUGGCAAAGUGCUUUUCUCGAGUGAGAAACAACAGCAUAAGUACCUUGGAGUGAAAAAACCAAUUGCACAACUGAAAGCAGCUUCUGCCCUCAACAGGAUCUUGGUUCUUUGCGAUAAUGUCCUCACCUUAUUGAACAUGUUCAAUUUGGAGCCAAUCACCAGUGGAGCCAAGGUGAAGGGUGUCACAUCAUUUUGUUUGAAUGAAAAUCCAACAUGUAGUAAUCCAUUCAGUGUUGAGAUCUGUGUUUCACUGAAGAAAAAACAAGUCCAGGUUUAUACUGUCACAGAGGACCGCAUCAUGCAUGUAAAAGAUGUCAGCUUGAACGAUCAAGUUACAACUUUGGGUUUGGAUGGUUGUCACAUUUGUGCUGCUAUGACUAACCAAUACUGUAUGAUCAACUACAAAACUGGGGACAUCCAAGAUUUAUUUCCUUAUAAUAAUGAACACACAAAAGCUAUUGUGAAGCGGAUCGGUAAGGGUGAUUUCCUCCUUGGUGGCCCCAGUUCUCUCGGGAUGUUUGUAACCUCAGAUGGGAUUUCGCAAAGACCGCCAUUACAAUGGUCACAUGACUUAGUGAGUGUCGGUUAUGUCCAUCCAUAUAUUGUUGCUCUUAACAGCGAAUUUAUUACUGUCCACAGUAUUCUUGACCAACAGCAGAAACAAGCCAUACCGUUCCAAGGUGGGUGUUUGCUGGGAGAUUUUGAUGGACGAAUUUUUGUGUCUUCUAGUAAGGAGAUCUAUGCCUUGGUACCAGUAGCUUGGGAAAAACAGAUCCAAGCACUGCUUGCAGACAAAAGAGUUACAGAAGCUUUGGAUUUAGCCAAGAAUUCAAACCGAACUGGUGUCAGUAAAGAAAAAUUUCUCAAGAUGCUCAGUCGCAUUCAGCAGCAAGCAGCUUUUAUUGAAUUUUCCUUGGGACAUUUUAGCGAGGCUCAUGAAUUAUUUCGAAGCGGCGGAGUUGAUGUUAAAGAGCUAAUCAGUUUGUAUCCGCGAAUGCUGAUGUCAUCCUGUCAGUUCACACGGUCUGUGCCACCACUUCAUGACAUUGCCGAUGUCAAUCAGUUGACGAAAGGGGACAACUCGAAACUAACUGAGUACAAAGAGUUUCUACAGCUCUACCUGGAAGAGAUCAAACACAUGCCAGUUGCAUCUGGCAACGAACAGGUCAUUGAUACUGCCUUAGUAAAACUCUACUCUGAGAAUAAGAAUGGAGAUCUGCUAACCCUCGUUGCCAUUGACCCCAAGUGUGAAUUAGCUGACAGUGCUGAGUGGUUAGAGAAAUACCAUUGCUACCACCCACUUGCCAUGCUCUACUACUCCCAUAGGGACUAUGACAAAGCUCUGCAGACAUGGAUGAGAUUAAUUAGUGGUGAACUUAAUGACGACACCUUCCCUGGUUUGGAUUUCGUUGUGGAAAUUUUGGCUAAUCUAAACGAACACAGUUUAGUGUGGAAAUAUGUGGAAAGAAUUCUACAGAUUGAUCAAGAGAUGGGAGUUAAGGUUUUCACAGAACGGUCUGCAAGUGAAGAGGAAUCUGAUAAGAUGGCACCUGAUACCAUUGUUGAUUUUUUACAUAGUUUUCCCUUGGCUGUUGUUUUUUACCUUGAGUUUCUAGUCUUUCAGAAAAAACUUCAGAGAGAGAAAUACCACACUCACUUAGCUGUCUUGUAUUUAGACCACGUAUUGAAACUGCAAAAGGACAGUACAACUCCAAGCGAAACGAUAGACAUAGCUAGGUCAAAGUUAAGACAUCUGCUCCAGGUAUCCGAUCUCUAUAGAGUGCAACUUAUCCUAGGCAAAGCUAGAGAAAUGAAUAUGCAUGCUGAGUGUGCAAUCCUCUACGGUAAGCUGGAAGAACAUGAUAAAGCCUUAAAGAUAUUAGUUCACAAACUGAAGGAUUAUGGUGCUGCUGAGAAUUAUUGCCUGGUCAAUGCCAAAGAUGCUGUCUACAAGAGGAAACUCUUCCACAUUCUACUUAGUGUUUACCUUGAUCCUAGCUAUGAGAGACGAGACAUCCUUAUUCCGCCCGCAAUUGCUCUUUUAAACAGCAAUGUUGCUGAGUUUGAUUCUAUAAAGGUUUUACAACUGUUACCUGAACACUGGUCUGUCAGUAUCCUCUCUCACUUUCUGUCACGGUCCAUUCGACGCAGCAUUAACAACUCACGGACAAAGAAUAUCGAACGUAUGCUUGCUCGCUGUGAGAACUUGUCUGUGAAGCACGGUGUUAUUAGUUUGCAAAAGGAACCAAUCAUAAUGACGGACGACAGGCUGUGUGCAGUUUGCAAACGUUCCUUCUCAGAUUCGACAUUCUUGCGUUAUCCAAAUGGAAUCAUCUCACACAUCCAUUGUGCUAAAAACCCAAAUAUUUGUCCAGUCACUGGCAAACUGUUCAGUUUGAAGAAAUCUUGACCGACUGUAUCAUUAUUAAUGUGAUCAAAUCUCUAAAAUACUUCUUAUGAAACCACACAAUCAAUGGCUGGUAAAUUUCUUCUACAUGGUCUGCAUAACAGGAUACCGGGAUACCAUUACAGGAGAGAGUCAUAAACAAAGAGAGAGAGAGAGAGAAAGCGGGAGAUGGAAGCUUUCCAAAGAUAAAAAAGCCUUGUUAAUUUAAAUAAUUUUAAAAAUAUAUGAUGAAUAAAUCUUUGUGUUCUUUUUG
Messenger RNA from Octopus sinensis (East Asian common octopus), 3048 nucleotides. RefSeq names its product transforming growth factor-beta receptor-associated protein 1. Gene Ontology annotation, biological process: vesicle-mediated transport; intracellular protein transport; autophagy. Gene Ontology annotation, cellular component: cytoplasm; membrane. NCBI's taxonomy places the organism in Eukaryota, Metazoa, Mollusca, Cephalopoda, Octopoda, Octopodidae. The record is from RefSeq and is a predicted model, not a curated record. Gene Ontology annotation, molecular function: protein binding. Bases 216 to 2798 code for a protein of 860 amino acids. The transcript is spliced from 22 exons.